CACUGCAAACAUAGGUUGUGUUUCUUCCAUUCCCUUGUCUGGGAGCUCUCUAACAUGCCUAUUUUUCGGCAAUGAUGAUCACUGCAAACGGAAAUCCAACAUUUUCGACAAGGCAGCAUGAUCGAUCAUGAGUUUUGCAAAUCAUCAUGUAAGGAAGAUGUUUGGAGCUGGAAAUCUGGAAAAGACGACGUCUACUCAACAAAGACGGCAUAUGAUAUCAUCGCGGCCUCUAACUACGGGCUGCCCUCGGUGGAGGAGAUUGAGGCUGCAAAAGUUUGGAAGGCUCGGGCACCCCAUAAGGCAACAGUUUCGGCUUGGCGAGCUUUGAUCAAUCGAUUGCCCACUUGUGAUAACUUGCUUAGAAGAAAUGUCUCUCUCGGUGUCGAAGAGAGAUGUUGUAAUUCCUGCGUGAUGCAAGACGAAACUGCAGAACACACCUUUCUUCAUUGUCCCAAAGUUGAGAUGGUGUGGAAUCAAAUUCAUCAAUGGAUCGACUUAAAAACUGCCAAGCCCAAAGGUAUUUUACAACACUUCAAUUCGUUUGUCCUCGGAGUUAGAAGGAAAGAAGGAAGAAAACUGCUCCUUGCUCUGUGGGUUGGUAUUAUUUGGCUGAUCUGGAAGUACAGAAACGAGAGUAGGUUCGAGGGAAGGGUGUGGGAUGCCAAUCAACUUGUUUUGGAGAUGAAGGGUAGAUUGUGGAGUUGGAACAAGAUUUUCCACCUUGUUGAUGAUAAUGGUUCCUUCGCUUCUUGGUGUUCAAGUGAACACAAACUUUCCUUUUUGUAAUUCUCUUGGUACCUCUGGUACCUUGUUUGCUCCUCUCUUCAAUAAAAUUCUUUUA
This is a messenger RNA of Salvia miltiorrhiza (redroot sage), 841 nucleotides long. RefSeq lists its product as uncharacterized. The record is from RefSeq and is a predicted model, not a curated record. The transcript has 2 exons. The coding region runs from base 118 to 786 and encodes 222 amino acids. NCBI's taxonomy places the organism in Eukaryota, Viridiplantae, Streptophyta, Magnoliopsida, Lamiales, Lamiaceae.